Molecule: messenger RNA, 1884 nt
Organism: Trichomonas vaginalis G3
Lineage: Eukaryota; Parabasalia; Trichomonadida; Trichomonadidae
Product: WD40 repeat-like family
Exons: 1
Coding region: 1-1884 (627 amino acids)
Molecular function (GO): protein binding
Source: RefSeq, a predicted model, not a curated record
AUGUACGUUAGGGUUUACAAAGUUUUGGAAAAGAUGAAUGAUAUUAGGAAUCGUAGAUGUGUUUCAGCUAAUAAUGAUGAGAUACUUUUUGAUCCACUUCCACAACCCUAUCGCUUUAUCUCAAAAAUUCUUGUACAAACUAUAGAAGAAGCAAUAAAUUUGGCAGAAGAUGGCGGUUCAACAGAGGCUCAAAACGCUUUUGUUUGCCACAAUCUUCGCCUUACGAAAGUAGGAAAGAUUCCAAUCACUUCUCUUCAAAAUUAUGUUACUUCAACUGAAUUAACCGAAAAUGAAAUUUCGAUCUAUCAAAUUUAUGCAAACACAAAGAAUAUCAUGAUUGGAACUACUGCAGGAACAAUUCACAUAUAUAAUCCUGAAUCAAAACAACAAAUGUUGACAAUUAACGUUUCAGCAAUCUCAAAGUUUGCCCAAGGUCCAAUUUCACAUCUAUUUUCAUUCGAAACAGAUUAUGAAAAUAACAUUAUCGUAUUUGCAUGUGAUGAAUCAGCUUUUAUAAUUUUUGUAUCAAAUAAUUUCCAAAUUAGAGGUACAUUUGAAAUCGACAUAUCAUCAUAUCAUUUUGAUACAAUGACUAUUACAAGAAGCUCAGAUUUCUAUAUUACAAUUACAGAUGGAAACGGAAGAUGCUCCGUUUAUGAUUGCCAUUCUCCUCAAGAGUUUCAAACUCAAGAAUCAGGAGCUGCAAAAACAGCUGCAGUUAAAGCUCUCAAUUUGGAACCAGUUUUCGAAAUCGAAAAAUGUUUAUUAACAAAUCAACCAGUAAAUUCAGAGCAAUCAACUACAAUUAAGUUAGAAGAUCCAACAACAAAGAAAAAGAAUGCUCGUAAAAGCAAAGCAGCUCCUACAAAAGCUGUUAAAAGAAAUAAAUCUCCAUCAAACUUAACAGCAGAAGCUAUUGCUCCAAUACAGAUUACACAUUAUAAUGCGACAGUAUUUAUUCAUGAAAACUUGCUCCUUAUUUACUUUGAGAGCUUCCAAGUUUUAUUAUUAUUCCAAUUAACACCAACGCUCCAACAAGUUUCCGAUUUUCUAUUACCAUCGAAAGUUAUGUGCGUCUGUGAGGUUGAUAAAGGUAUUGUAGCUUUCGGUUUCGAAAAUGGUUCAUUUUGUAUAUUAAAUAUCAAGAGAAAAGCUAUUUCUGCUCAUACAUUCCAAAAGAGAGGAGCAAUUACAAAAAUGAAAGCCAUAAAGAAUACAAUUUUUACAAUCACAACAUCAAGAAAUAUAACUGCUUACAAUUUUGAUGGCAAAAAAGUGACAGGUGAAAUUUUUUCGAUUAGCGAUGAAGACAUUGUUGAUAUGAUAUCCACAGAAUCGAAUCUCAUUACAACGGUUGGAAGACCAUCUGAUGCAGGUCUUUGCACUUAUUUUUCAAAGAAAUUGGAGUUUUCUAGUCUUGAAUUAGAAUUAAUUCCAAAUGUAUCAUUUUUGAAUCCGGAUGGUAAAUAUAUAGGAACAGUUAGAACCCCAGCCAACAUUGAACAGGUUGAUUUCGUUUGGAGUAAUAAUUUUGCAAUUUUUGUUUAUAAAGAUCCAAAAGAAUAUUUAGUUCCUGCGACAAAGACACCUCCUCCAACACAUGGAAAGAAAGGUAUGAGUCCAAAGAAUGCAAAACAGCCUCCUUCAAAGAAACCAACAACAAAAUCACUUAAAGAUUCUAAAAAAGUUGAGGAGGUUAAGGAGGAACAAGAACCUAUGGUUGUGAUGAGAAGAGAAAUCAUAGGAUACAUGUCCAUUGAAGAUGUUCGAAAUGAAUUUAUUGAAUCUCUGAUUUCUAAUGAUAAAACUGCUCAAGAAAGAAGAAAUUUGAUUAAGUCUAAGUCAAGUAAAAGUGUUGAAAACCUCCCUGUUGAGCAACAGUAA